AGCGCCGCGUGUGUGUAUGCAUCUUCUUUUUUAUUCAAAGAUCAAUUUCAGGUUAUUUUCGUCGCACAGCUGAUUUGCGUGUACACAUUCAUUGAUACCCUACGCAUUGACAUAUCUAUUCUCAUUUCCGUAAAAUUCAUUUCAUUUAACGGUGACUCACCAAACGAUGGCGAGUUCGGAAGACAAAUCGCAGAGGUUACAGUCCAACGAAGAGGUCAUAGAAGAACUCACCAAAGAUCUAGAAAGUUCUUGCAUCCGAGUGGACAAUUCUUCCGAUAUGAACGCGCGAGCGAAGGGCGAUCCAUGGGACAUCGUAAAUAAGGAAUGCAAGGAGGAUAGUAAUGAUAAUGUACAAAAUAUAGAGGAGGAUGUAAACGAGGAGCUCCUUAAGGAUAGAGAUCUGUUACUCACAGAAAGUGAGCAAGAAGCAUUGAAAAGUGAAGCAGAGACUUUAAAACAGGCAGGCAACGAACUUUUUAAAAAUGGUGAAUAUGUACGAGCGAUAUCGCAAUACACACAAGGAUUGCAAACUUGUCCUUUAGUAUACAUCAAAGAAAGAUCUAUAUUGUAUGCAAAUAGAGCAGCAGCAAAAGCAAAAUGUCAGACAGAGAAGGAUUCAGCGAUAUCUGAUUGUACCAAAGCCAUUGAAUUAAAUUCAAGUUAUGUAAAGGCAUAUAUAAGAAGAGCACAGUUGUAUGAAGAGACGGAAAAAUUGGAUGAGGCAUUAGAAGACUACAAGAAAGUAUUAACAUUUGAUUCUAGUCACACAGAAGCUAAUCAUGCUGUCAGGAGGUUACCUCCAUUAAUUAACGAAAGAAACGAGAAACUAAAAGCAGAAAUGUUGGGUAAAUUAAAGGAUCUAGGAAACAUGGUUUUAAAACCUUUCGGCCUUUCUACGAAUAACUUUGAAUUGGAGAAGGAUCCCAACAGUGGUGGUUAUUCCGUAAAGUUUCAUCAGAACCCCAUGUAAUAAGCUAGUUAUUCAUAAAAAAAAUUAUGGAUAAAAUUUGUCCUUUACCUGUAAGAAAUUAAGAUAUAUUUAUAUAUUCUGCACGAUCCUAUUAUGGAUUUUAUCCCUCACUCUGUAAUUAAAUAUAGACAUUAAUGAAGUAUU
Atta colombica is the source of this 1114-nucleotide messenger RNA. It is a transcript of the gene Ttc1, whose product is annotated as tetratricopeptide repeat protein 1-like. NCBI's taxonomy places the organism in Eukaryota, Metazoa, Arthropoda, Insecta, Hymenoptera, Formicidae. The transcript has 4 exons. The record is from RefSeq and is a predicted model, not a curated record. Bases 167 to 970 code for a protein of 267 amino acids. Gene Ontology annotation, molecular function: protein binding.